UGCGUCUCUUCCAUGAAGUUUGGCGACGAAGAACAUUCUGUGUCGUUGUGAAUGGGAAAAUCGAUAUGGGUUUUACGUACUCUUCUACUCUCUUGGUUAGACAGUUGUUACGUGCCCAUAGUUAAAUAUGUACACAUUUGUUAUUGGUUUAAUAAUAACGUAUAUAACCUUCCUCACCAUUAUUUAACGAUCAUUUAAGUGUUGAUCCUCCAUCUGCAGCUGACUCAGACGCUGUUUCAUACAAAUUCGUUUUCUGAGUAAUAUUGUUUAUCCCAACCUUUUAGUCAGUCUAAAAUCGUUUAAAAGACACUGUACCCUGCCUGAGUUUCACCAUUCGUGACUUUUACUACUUCUCUCAUACAUUUGUUUCUAACCUGUCGGAAAAAAUAGUGAAAAGAUAUCAUGUUCGUCUUCCUGGUAAUUGCGACCCUUAACAUCAUCUGCAACGGUCAGCCCAUGAAGGGCGAUCCAAUGGAAGUGGGGAACUUGAAGUACACCUUUGGCACUAAUGAAGAGAUUCCGGCCGCAUUUCUUGACAAUUCUGAAACCCGUGGGGACGGUCAAAGGUUCCAACCAGCUUGCCAGGAUGGGAGUGGAGGAAUUUGCGUGACUUUGGGAGACUGUCCUCCAGCGCUUCGACCAGCCUCGAACAAUACAAACGCAUGCCCUCCCGGUUUAGAAUGUUGUUUUGGACCUGCAGAAAAUGAUAGAGCUUGUCGAAGUCGAGGUGGAGAGUGCACUUCGACGGAGAGAUGCGGAAAAGCUCCAGUUUUCAGAGAAGCAAAUGACUGUGCAGCAGGAGAAGUGUGUUGCAUUUUCCUCUGAUUUGUGAUAAUUUACCUGCAAAAGAUGAUACCAAAGUGUAAUGCCUUAACGUGGGACUAUCGGAUUCCAAAACCAAUUUAAUUUAUUCACUCCUUAUUUAUUUUACCUUACGUUACUUUCGCAAAAUUUAUUAUUGUUCAAUAUUUCAAUUAACUUGUGUUACAAGUUGUGUUGUUUGUUUUUACGAUUUGAGACAAUGAAUUCCCAGCAGCUUUAUUGUGAUGCAAAUUUUUCAUGCAAAUUUUUUAAAGCUUUAGACCAACCUGUUUAUAUUUUGAAUAGGGUACGUAUACAUACAAUAAAUAUGUCAUCGAUACAUAAAUGCAUAAUAAAAAGGUAUAAAAGAUUGUGUUCGUAGGGUACAACUCGCCUUGUGUCUAUCUAUCUAUUUAGUUAGUAUGGAAAAUAGAGGAGAAUUAAAUAACAAGACGACGAGA
Messenger RNA from Folsomia candida, 1262 nucleotides. RefSeq names its product U-scoloptoxin(19)-Tl1a. The coding region runs from base 403 to 825 and encodes 140 amino acids. The transcript is spliced from 3 exons. The record is from RefSeq and is a predicted model, not a curated record. NCBI's taxonomy places the organism in Eukaryota, Metazoa, Arthropoda, Collembola, Entomobryomorpha, Isotomidae.